UAUCACAUCAACUUAAAAACUGACACAAGUACACACACAAAACACUUUUACAUAAAAGCCAAACAAAAAAACACUAAAAAACACUAAAAAACAAAAAAAUAUAAAAAAAAUGGUAAAAAGGAAGAGUAAGGACCUGGACACCAAACCCAAAGUGGAUCUAAUUUCGGAGGAAGAGUGGUUGGCCCGAAAAAAUACAUACAUGCAGCGUUUGGCGGAUGUCAAGAUAAGUGUAGGCUUUAUUGAAGAGGCCAUUGAGGAGUAUAAGGAGCUGCAGACGAGGCAGUUGCAGGACGACAAGUGGAAUAAUUAUCUAGCCUGCGAUGGUCUUCCGAAACCAAAUAAUGCCGCCGACAUCAGGAAAUUCAUCUAUCAGCUGAGAUAUUUAGAGCAGGAGGCCUGCAAAAAUGAUAUCAGCUGGGUGUUGCUGGUGGACGAGCGCAGUAUUUUGUCACACGCACCUGGUCGAAAGGAUAUAACCUGGAGAAACUUGGAGAAAACAAGGCCAAAUAUUGGAAAACUCUAUGAUGAUAAUAUAAUGAGUUUCCUGGAAACACUUAGAAGAGUGGAUAGGGUACUUCGAAAUAAUACUGAACUGCUUCGGAUAUCAAACUUGCAGAUCAUUGAAUUGUACCUGAUACCUUCUGAACUGUACGCUGAGAUUGAAAAGUUUUUUGAUAGGUUCACUUACCGUGUAAUCUGUACGCCUGAAGCUUUUAUGAUAAACAAGGACAGUAUUUUUUCCCACUACUGCUACAACUGCGCAAACUUUAACCUGCAAAUAUGGGGACUGCAGGACGUGCCAAUUCGAUUCAACUACAUGAAGCUACCAGUAAUGAGCACCAAUCUGGACUGCGUUGGUAUGACCCUUCAACUACCACUUAGUGUUCUUUGCGACAAUUUGACCCUGAGGUGUGUGCACACCCUUUUCGAUCCCUAUUCACAAUUGACCAAGGGCUUCGAUCUGACCAUCGAUAGUGCCACUAGCCCCAGUUGUGGUUUAACGGAUAUUAUGGACAGUGUGUUGUCCGAAUGGAUAGCACAGAGUGAUAUACAAGAGGAGUUAAUGAUGCAAAUGAACGCACAGAUGGAGAAGUACAAUCAAGCCAUGGAAGCGAUUGCCCAAUUAGAAGCACAAAAGAAAAAGGACCCGGAAAAUAAAGGAGCGAAAAAGAAAGUCACUAUGAAACCACCUAAAAUGCCGCAGGAAUUACCAGAUGGGAUGCUUCCCGAUCCUUACAAGAUAUUUCUUAAAAAUGAAGAUCGGGAAUGCAUGGAAUUUUUUAGGGAACACUUCCAUCCGGACAAUAUUGAAUUGCUACCCUUUGAGGUAAACCUUCGUCGAUUUAUAAUCAUGGGUGGUGUUAUCUCCCUGUUCUUUGUGCGAAGAGCCAAACAUACCGCCUUCGAGAAGUUCAAUAUAACCCUUCACGAAGAUGGUCGAGUUUUGCGUAGGCAAAUAGAUGUCCUGGAUGAAUCGAAGUUGUCCGAUCCUAUAGAAUUCAAGCGCGAUCCCGAGCUGGAGGAGGGCUCUGAAGUCCCCCUUCACUUGGAACCGGAUGAGUUGCCCUACUAUUUCCUAACUUUUCAGGUGCCGAAACAUUUGUGUCUGUGGGGCGAGCCGUUGGUGUGUCAGUUUGUCGAGGAGGAGAUAGUCCCAGAACCAGAGUUAGAAAUAGAAAUCGUUGAGGAAAGAGUGGAGAGAAGAUCAAAAAAGAUGCGCAAUUUGAACCGAAAAGCAAGCGAACUGGUUGCUCAAAAAGCGACUCCUGGCAAAAGUGUAACUGUGACAAUAGAAAGUCCAGUGGAUAUAGCUAAAUCAAAGAAUUCCUUAUUGGUAGUGGAAAAUGCGUCCAAUAUUUAUCGACCAUCGGCGUUGUCAGUUGUGCGGCAAAGUACUUUCGACCAGGCACGAACCCGCCUCGAAACAGUGAAGGACUUUGAGCUGGAGAGCGAACCACUAACCAGAUGGAGGAUCCAGCAACUCCAGCAGCACUGCCUUCCGCGGUUGAUAUCCUCGUUUAAGUUCCCCCAAGAGUUCAAGGAUGACGAUCUCGAGGCACUGGCCACCAAAAAGGCACCGGGCACUCAGCUUUUGAGAAGACGAGUCGCGGACUCGGUUGUAUCUGACCAGGCUGGGGAUUACUUCUUUAGCUACGAGGAUCAGUCUUUUCCCGAGCGAGUAUACCCAAAGUUUCCCUCGAUGACUUAUCUAAAACUGAACGAUGAAAGGAAGCAAGAUGCGAAACUCACUUCGAUGCAUGGCUUUUUGGAGAAAUUGGAGGACAUCAAGGAGAAGUACCUGGAUGCUCCGAAAAGGAUAGCUGAACAAGCCGUACCGAACGUCAGGUUGAGCAAACGAGUUUUCCAGGACAAUCCUUUUUCGAGACGAUCGGGCAGAGCUAGUACUUACUCGAGAGCCAGUACUUACUCGAGGUCAACCAGACAAUUGGGAUUGGAGGAAGUCGGCGUUAGUGACAGUUUUGACCUAGAUGAUUCGGAAACCAGUGAAACUCCACGAAAGAUAAGAAAAGAGAGUCGGUUAGCGUCAACCAUUGUAGCUCCAGCUCCUGAAACCAAGAAGGUUCUCCACUGGACCACCAAGUUUAUAAUCGAGUCUGAGUUUAACAAAGAGAGCGGAGUUCUUACAAUCAAAACGGAUCGCUUGGGGAACUUUGGGUUCGCAUACCCGCGAUACAUCCACUUUCCCUUUAGCAACUGGGAGCUGGAGAAGAAUGCGGAGAAUGAGGAUGAGAUCAUCUUCACCUUGGACACAUAUUAUGUGCGUGUAGUCUUUUUUGUCACUAAAGAGGGCAUCCGCUGUCAUGCAUUCGAUAUACCCAAGGAGUACAUCGCCAGGCCCAAUAAAUACAUUGAUAUCAAUGAGCCCGUAUCGGACUUCGUUGAGCUGCGCAAGCGCCUUCAGGACAUGAACCUGAAUGUGUUUGCGGAGCUGGACGCUAGUUUCUACAUAGAUCAGGGCUACUUUUCCCAGAAGCACUUGGCUGCGGAGUUGCACGUGUAUGACGCCAUCGCUGUGCACAUUAAGCUCAUGAAGUUCAGCCGCAGCCAAUGGAAUCGAUUGGCCACGGAUCGGGAUAUCGUUCUCUGUCUGCGAAAUAUAAAGGAUGUGCACGAUACAUCGGAGGUCACAAUUCGGGUAACUCCAGAGUUUUCGACCUUCGUGGAGAUCUCGGAACUCUGCUCAGAUGCCCUCGAUGUGAUCAAGCUGUCCUAUAAAAAUACCUGGCGAAACAUUGGGACGUACUCGGAUCUGCACCAGAUAAUCAACUCCAUGUAUCCGUAUGCCACGGAUGAUCGCAACCGGGAUGCUAGACAAAUGUACUAUCUCCGCCAGCUUCUUCAGGAGAUCCGACCUCUGAGCUUCUCCUAGAUCCGCGGACGCUGCUUAAUCAACAACUGUCAAACAAAAAGAGCACAGACCAUAGCGUAAACUUUCAAAUUAACAGCAAUUAAACCCAAUUGCCAAACA
This is a messenger RNA of Drosophila ficusphila, 3490 nucleotides long. RefSeq lists its product as uncharacterized. Gene Ontology annotation, molecular function: microtubule binding; beta-tubulin binding. NCBI's taxonomy places the organism in Eukaryota, Metazoa, Arthropoda, Insecta, Diptera, Drosophilidae. The transcript is spliced from 10 exons. The coding region runs from base 110 to 3391 and encodes 1093 amino acids. The record is from RefSeq and is a predicted model, not a curated record.